AUGCCUCCUCCCCUCUGCAUACUACUCGGCCUUCUCCUCUUGUCUUCCUUGCACACUCCUUCAUGUUCCUCUGCAACUGCAAAUGAUACUCUCACGGCAGGCCAAGCGCUCGUCGUGGGCGACAAGCUCGUAUCAAGAAAUGGCAAGUUUGCGCUCGGCUUCUUCCAGUUCAAGCCAGCAAGCACCACCAGUAAGUCCGACAAUACCACCUCCCCCAAGUACUCGAACUGGUACCUUGGCAUAUGGUUCAACAAGAUCCCAGUUUUCACUCUUGUGUGGGUUGCUAACAGAGACGAGCCAAUCACCGAACCCAAGUCUCUCAAGCUCAAAAUCUCAAGCGAUGGCAAUCUUGUCAUCCUAGACCAUGCCGCUAGUACUAAAUCGGUAAUCUGGUCCACCCACAUUGCCAACAGAACACAAACCAGCACUAGUGCUCUUCUUUUGAACAGUGGAAACCUUGCCAUCAUAGAAGACCGCCCACUAUCAUCUAAUGCACUGCUGUGGCAGAGCUUCGAUUACCCGGGAGAUGUUGUGCUUCCAGGUGGCAAGUUAGGCUGGAACAAGGUCACCGGUCUGAACCGCAAGCCCACCUCAAAAAAGAGCCUCAUCGAUCCGUGUAUCGGCUCCUACAGCAUUGAACUAGGCACCAGUGGGAUAGUCCUCCAGCGCAGCAACCCCUUGAUGGUGUACUGGUCUUGGCCAUCCGAGAAAUCCUCAUCGGAGCUUAUACCAGUGCUCAAAUCGUUUCUGGAAAUAGAUCCACGGACCAAAGGUUUGAUUCACAUAGAAUAUGUGGAUAACAAUGAAGAGGAGUACUACAUGUACGCUUCGCCGAAGAAUGAUACAUCUUCCAUAUUUGUCUCACUAGACAUCUCUGGCCAGAUCAAGCUGAAUAUUUGGUCGCAAGCCAAACAAUCCUGGCAAACCAUAAAUGCCGAACCUGCUGAUCCCUGCACUCCGCCUGCUACCUGUGGACCUUUCACGGUCUGCAACGGCAAGGCACAUCCAUCCUGUGCCUGCAUGGAGAGCUUCUCUGUGAAGUCACCCCAUGAUUGGAAGUUUGAUGAUCGGACUGGAGGAUGCAUCCGAGACACCCCCUUGCAUUGCACUGCUAAUGGAAACACCACAAGUUCAACAGACAUGUUCCAUCCCAUUGCUCGGGUUGCAUUGCCCUACAGACGGAAAACCAUGGACGCUGCUACCACUCAGAACAAAUGUGAAGAAGCUUGCCUCAGUUCCUGCUCCUGCACUGCUUAUUCCUAUAGCAACGGCAGAUGCUCUGCCUGGCAUGGGGAAUUGCUUAGUGUAAAUCUGAAUGAUGGUGUCGACAAUGCUUCCGAAGAUGUUCUCUACCUCCGCCUUGCAGCCAAAGAUUUCCCAAGUCUGAGAAAAAACAAAAGAAAACCAAACAUUCGAUUUGUUACUGCUGCAAGCCUUAUUAGUUUCGGGAUACUAAUGAUGAUGCUCAUUCUGUUGCUAGUGAUUUGGAGGAACAAAUUCAAGUGGUGUGGUUCGGCAUUGUAUGACAAUCAAGCAAGUGGUGGGAUUAUAGUCUUUAGAUACACUGAUUUAGUUCAUGCUACUAAAAACUUCUCAGAAAAGCUGGGAGCAGGUGGUUUUGGUUCUGUAUACAAGGGAGCGUUAAGUGACUCGACUACUAUAGCAGUUAAAAGGCUUGAUGGUAUCCGUCAAGGAGAGAAGCAAUUCAGGGCAGAGGUGAGCUCAAUUGGACUCAUCCAACAUAUCAACCUAGUCAAAUUGAUUGGUUUCUGCUGCGAAGGUGAUAAUAGGUUGCUUGUAUACGAGCACAUGUUAAAUGGCUCCCUUGAUGCACAUUUAUUUGAGAGCAAUGCUGCUGUCCUGAAUUGGAACACCAGGUAUCAACUAGCACUAGGAGUUGCUAGAGGAUUGUCCUACUUGCAUCAGAGUUGCCACGAAUGCAUCAUACAUUGUGAUAUUAAGCCAGAAAACAUACUUCUCGAUGCAUCAUUUGUUCCUAAAGUUGCAGACUUUGGGUUGGCAGCAUUUGUGGGAAGGGAUUUUAGCCGUGUCAAGGCUACAUUCAGAGGAACUGCAGGUUACCUUGCUCCAGAGUGGCUCAGCGGAGUUGCUAUUACUCCAAAAGUUGAUGUUUACAGCUUUGGCAUGGUACUGUUGGAAAUCAUAUCAGGAAGAAGGAACUCCCCUGGAUCAUGCAGUAGCAAUAAUAAUCAUGUUGAAUAUUUUCCAGUGUUAGCCAUCAGCAAGCUUCAGGGAGGAGAUGUGCGGAGUUUGAUGGAUCCACAAUUACAUUUUGGUGACCUCAAUUUGGAACAAGCUGAAAGGGCUUGCAAAGUUGCAUGUUGGUGCAUCCAAGACAAUGAGUCUGACCGGCCGACGAUGGGUGAAGUGGUCCGGGUUCUUGAGGGUCUACAGGAGAUUGAUAUGCCCCCGAUGCCAAGACUACUUGCAGCUAUAACAGAGCGCUCUGAUGCAACUUCAGUGUAAUAAUUGAGAGAAAGGCCCUGGGUCUUUGGCUUGGCCAGCCAGGG
Brachypodium distachyon (stiff brome) is the source of this 2531-nucleotide messenger RNA. RefSeq names its product G-type lectin S-receptor-like serine/threonine-protein kinase At2g19130. The transcript has a single exon. Bases 1 to 2487 code for a protein of 828 amino acids. Gene Ontology annotation, molecular function: protein serine/threonine kinase activity; ATP binding. Gene Ontology annotation, biological process: recognition of pollen; protein phosphorylation. The record is from RefSeq and is a predicted model, not a curated record. NCBI's taxonomy places the organism in Eukaryota, Viridiplantae, Streptophyta, Magnoliopsida, Poales, Poaceae.